UGAUUUAAACAGCGAUCAAAUUAUUGUAAUCUCAAUCUGUAAUCUUUGAUCCGAAAUUUAAAGUUACUAAGUUAAUUUAGAAGUUGAUUGAUUAUCAUCCAUAAUUUAAUGCAGUAGACUAUAAAUUAGUAGGCAAAAGUAUCUUCAAGUGAAUUUUACCUAUCUUAAACUUGUGAUGACUUACAAAUAAUAAUUUCAAAUGACCCUGUCCGCUAAACAGUUAGAACAAAUCAAGAAACUACGAGGUUUGCCAAUCGUUCAUCAUCAUGGUUAUGUUUGUGAUCUUCCACCAAACCACAGGUUCCCCAUGGCCAAGUUUCAUAAAGUUUUUGACUUCCUCCUCAGAGAUUGGAUAGUUAACAGAGACAGGCAACACAUUGAACCAUGCCAAAUAACUGCAGAUGAGGCAGCAAAUGUUCAUACCAAAGAAUAUGUGGACAAAUUUUUCAACGGUAAAACUAACAGUAAUGAGCAGCGAGCUACAGGAUUUGUUUGGUCCCAAGGAUUGGCUUCUAGAGUCCGUUAUGAAACAGGAGGCACGCUGCUGGCUGCCAAGUUGGCGUUAGAUAGAGGACUAUCAAGCUCCACGGCAGGAGGCACUCACCAUGCUUUUCCUGAUAGAGGGGCUGGCUUUUGUCUCAUCAAUGAUUUGGCAGUUACUGCCCAAUAUCUGAUAGACACCAAAGCUGUGAAUAAAGUUCUUAUUGUAGACCUAGAUGUGCAUCAGGGAGAUGGUACAUCGUUUAUUUUUGAGAAGUCUGAAAAUGUUUUUACCUUUGAUAUGCAUUGCGGCAAGAAUUUCCCAUUUCGAAAGCAGAAAAGUGAUUACGACAUACCUUUAGAUGUGAACUUGGAAGAUGUUGACUAUUUAAAAAUAUUACAAGACCAUCUGCCAAACAUUCUUGACAGUUUUCGACCAGAGCUUGUGUUGUUUGACGCUGGUGUGGAUCCACACAAGGACGACGAGCUGGGAAAAUUGCAGUUAACUGAUGAUGGUCUGUUCAAGAGAGACGAAUAUGUACUUGAGCAAGUAAUAAAGCGAGGAAUCUCUGUAGCUACAGUGAUUGGUGGAGGUUAUAGCAGAGACCUGGACAAGUUAGCCCUUCGUCACACUAUUGUCCACAGAGCAGCAACCAAGGUGUGGAGAGUCCUGGGCCUCUAGGUGAGAUAAUUAUAUCUAGAGCAAGUAG
Macrosteles quadrilineatus (aster leafhopper) is the source of this 1190-nucleotide messenger RNA. RefSeq lists its product as uncharacterized. Gene Ontology annotation, molecular function: histone deacetylase activity. The record is from RefSeq and is a predicted model, not a curated record. Lineage: Eukaryota; Metazoa; Arthropoda; Insecta; Hemiptera; Cicadellidae. The transcript has 7 exons. The coding region runs from base 200 to 1162 and encodes 320 amino acids.